This is a messenger RNA of Cyphellophora attinorum, 1455 nucleotides long. RefSeq lists its product as uncharacterized. The transcript has 3 exons. The coding region runs from base 1 to 1455 and encodes 484 amino acids. NCBI's taxonomy places the organism in Eukaryota, Fungi, Ascomycota, Eurotiomycetes, Chaetothyriales, Cyphellophoraceae. The record is from RefSeq and is a predicted model, not a curated record.
AUGGGAGAUAUGCUAAUGGUGCUACCACAAUGUGCGGUCAACUGCCUCGUCGGAGCGUACAGCGAAGGGAUCUGUCUGCUGAGCGAUCCAACGUGCUCUUGCACGAACGUCGAGUUUCAACAAAUUGUGACCUCAUGCGUGAGCGGCAAUUGCACCACUACCGAGGCGUUGUUCACAAAGAAUAUAACUUCUGUGGGGUGUGAUGCUCCAAUCCGCGACCGCGUCAACAAACAUACUGUUAUCGUCAGUGUGCUGGUCGGAAUCUGUACCGUGGCCGUCUCUGUGCGUCUCGGGUAUCGUCUUCUUGUCGCGAAAAGCAGCCUAGGGCUUGAUGACUGGUGCAUCACUGCUGCCUUCUUGUGCUCGAUAGCUUCGCAUAUCGUUACUGAAACAGGCACCGUUCCGAAUGGACUCGGCAAGGAUAUCUGGAAACUGUCAUCGAGGCAGAUCACAGAUUUUCUGUAUUACUUCUGGAUCAUGGCCUGGAUAUACUUCCUGGAGAUUGUUAUCACAAAGCUGUCAAUCCAGUUCUUCUUUCUUCGCAUCUUCCCUUCGCAACUGGCGCAGAGGCUGCUUUGGGCGACCAUCGCUUUCACAACGCUAUGGGGUGCCGCUUUCUUUGCCGGAUGUCUCGGUCAAUGCACGCCCGUGAGCUAUAACUGGACGAAGUGGGCCGGCUUGCAUGAAGGGAAAUGCAUCAACAUUACCGCUUUUACCUGGACGCAUGCUGUGACAAGCAUUGCAAUCGAUAUCUGGAUGCUUGCGCUUCCCAUCUGGCAGAUUAAGGACUUGCAGAUGUGCCUGAAGAAGAAAAUCGGAGUCGGCUUGAUGUUCUUUGUUGGCACAUUUGUGACCGUCAUUUCGAUCGUGCGUUUGCACAGUCUCAUCAUCUUUUCGAGCAGCAGCAACAUCACAUACGACUACUUCGACGUCAGCAUCUGGUCUUCGAUUGAAGUCACCAUCGGUAUCAUCUGUGCCUGCAUGCCAACCAUUCGACAGGCGCUCGGCAAGCUCUUCCCAGCCAUCAUGCGAGGAUCAAGCGCGCAGAAGACAUAUGGCCGGAGCAAGGCCACCAAGUCGGGUUAUGUGUUCUCUGGGUCCAACUCUCGCUCAACACCUGGCGCACAGAGAGGCGGCCUCCACUCAGACCGCGAUGGAGACUAUGGCUUGCAUCCCAGCUACAGAUUGGAAGGGCCCACGGCUGGAUCCGCUCAUGCUGUUGUGGAAACAUGGCAUGGAGGUCGGCAAAGCGACAACGGAGGCAAAAGCGGAGUCGUGCGGCACGAGCGCGAACUCAGCGGGAUCGUUGUGGUGCAAGAGAGGAGUGUGCACAACGUGAGCCAAUACGAGCUGGAUGACAUCGUGGACGGCGACGUUGAGAGCAGAAACAGCGAUAGAGGGGACGAGGCGACGCUCGUCGAGAUGAAGAGUCCGCUGGAGAGGCCGCAGAGGUGA